This is a messenger RNA of Globicephala melas (long-finned pilot whale), 2643 nucleotides long. RefSeq names its product SP110 nuclear body protein (gene SP110). Gene Ontology annotation, biological process: regulation of transcription by RNA polymerase II. Gene Ontology annotation, cellular component: nucleus. Lineage: Eukaryota; Metazoa; Chordata; Mammalia; Artiodactyla; Delphinidae. Gene Ontology annotation, molecular function: protein binding; DNA binding; DNA-binding transcription factor activity, RNA polymerase II-specific. The record is from RefSeq and is a predicted model, not a curated record.
GCACAGACUUCCUGUUUCGUCCACUGGUAUCUCCCUGCGCUUCUCUCAGUCUCCCAGGAGCCAUCCCCGGCCAGACCCUGGACCCAGCAGGGGGCAGGAACAGGGAGCAAUCUCAGCGUCCAGGAGAUUCACCAUGACCAGGACCUCGAAGGAGGUUCUUCUACAGCACUUUAUACAUCAGAAGCUGGAGAUUGCUUAUGCCAUAAACAAGCCAUUUCCCUUCUUUGAAGGUCUCCGAGACAACUUCUUCAUCACCGAGAGACUGUACCAGGAAUCUCUGGAAGCCUGUAGAAAUAUGGUCCCUUUAUCCAGGGUCGUGUACAACAUCCUCACUCAACUGGAGAAUACGUUUAGUCUGUCAUUUCUGGAGACGUUGUUCAGCCAAAUAAACCUGAGUGAAUACCCCAACUUGAUGACGACCCUCAAGAGCUUCAAAAGGGUUGUCACUUCCAACGGAGGGUGGGGCAGAAUCACAACGAUUCCUCUCGAAGCCGCAGCCAACCCAGCAGGAAGGAGCUCCGUCAGGGCACUGCUGCCGCCGCCCACCUGCCAACACCCCCCAUCGAGCCGCCCACCCUGCUCACCCAGUGUCAGCGAGCCCGGAGCACCUGCCCAGCCCAGCGCUGAGAUCCUGCACGAGCAUCCCAGCCCUGCUGACCUCACCGUGGCUCUCCCCGGAAUCAUCCAGGAAGGAAGCCUCACUCCAGUGUCCAGUGACAACCUGAUCCCCCAAAUAAAAGAUAAAGAAGACACUCAAGAGAUGUCCUGCGCUCCAUCAGGCCCCGUGCCAGUGAUAAGAGAUGAUGCUUCUGAACAAAGUGACCCAAAGGAGCUCCAAGAGGCAUCCAGGGCACCUCCCAGCAAGAGAGGAAAGAAGAGAAAAAGAAGUAUCUGGUUAACUUCAAGGAAGAGACACCAGAAAAAAAGCCUCCCGAGAGGGGCAGCCUUACCUGGGCAUGGAAUCCAAACGAUGCUCCACGUGGCGGAGCAGGUGACUCACAGGGAGGACGACUCAACCAGGAACACAAAGAUCAUGACAAGAGCAAGAAAGAGAAGGACAGAAUGUGGCCAAACGCCUGCACCGGAGGAGGUCAGUGAUGACACUUCAGAGAUGGAUGAAAGAAAGAGACCCCAGGAGCUACCCAGCACACCACCAAGACUCACCCACGGUAAAGAUCCCAUGGAUAAGGGAAGCAAACUGCCUUUGGGAGAAUCUCCUGGGGGAAAACGAAGGAAGAGAAGAAUACAUAGCUGGUCAAGUUCAAAAAAAAGACAGAAAAAAAGUCUCCCAAGAGGCUCAGCCUCACCUGGACGCAGAACCCAAGAGGUGCUCCAAGUGGUGGAGCAGGUGACUGAAAGGAAGGACGACUUAACCAGGAGUUCGAAGGUCAUGACACGGGCCCAGAAAGCAAGGGCUGAACGUGCCCCAAAGCCUGCACCAGAGGAAAAGGGAAGGAUAAAAGAUGUCUGUUCAAGUGCAACAACAAGUUGUCACAGAAAUAUUCCCAUAAAGGAAAAACCUGAAGAUGAAACUCUGGAUUUUCACUCUCCUAAACUUCCUGUGACCUGUGGUAAGGCAAAGGGGAUUUUAUAUAAGGAGAAAAUGAAACAAGGCUCCUCAGAGAAGUGUAUUCAGAACAAGAAGGGACUUUGGUUCACACCAAGAGAAUUUGAAAUUGAAGGAAAACGGAAACAAUCAAAGAACUGGAAGCGGAGUGUGCUUUGUAGAGGAAAGACCCUAGAACAGCUGCUGGAGAAAGGAAUUCUGCUCUGUCCUCCGAGAAAAAGUCUCAAGAGAGAGCAUAACGUCAGAGACUGUCCUCUGAGCUGCCAACACGUUUGCCUGGCACGGCGCACAGCGGAUGAGGACAGCUCUGACCCAGGCACGGGCAGCCUUGGGGCCAACCUGACUCAGCAGGAAAACUCCAGGGAAUGUGAGGUAUGCUGUAGAGGGGGGCCGCUGCUCUGCUGUGACACUUGUCCAAGGGCCUUUCAUGAGGACUGUCACAUCCCACCUGCGGAGGCCGAGAGGAGCGCGUGGAGUUGCACCUUCUGCAGGAUGAAGGAGUCUUCUGGAAGCCAGCAGUGUCUUGGGGAAUCUGGGGUCCUGGCAAGGCAGAUGCAGCCCGAGGAGCAGUUGAAAUGUGAGUUUCUCCUCUUGAAAGCCUCCUGUCAUCCACAAAGCUCUUUCUUCAUGGAGGCCCCAUGUAAUAUUCGAGAUUAUGGUGAGCCCUUUAGGGAAGCCAUGUGGUUGGACCUGGUUAAGGAAAGGCUGGCUGAGAAAGUGUACACAGUGGCCUGGUUUCUACGGGACAUACACCUGAUAUUUCGCAACCAUAAAACAUUUUACAAGGCCUCCGACUUUGCUCAGGUAGGACUGGAUUUAGAGGCAGAAUUUGAAAAGGACCUCAAAGAAGUGCUUCUUUUUCAUGAAGCCAGUGAGAACAGCUUCCAGGUUCCUCCUUGAUCCUGUUCUGGACGAACUAAGGCAUCCCAACUUCAGGAUCCAGAUGAUGUGGCCCUGGCCCUCCUUAGAUUGCCAACGAGUCUGGAAUGCUAUUGGCUGCCUCUUGACUCAAAUCCAGACCCUUCAGAGCACUGUCACACCCUCCACCGCCUUUUACUGUUUCUUUUUAUAUUUCG